GCGAGUCAUGGGGUGGGUCACGCUCGCCACCGCGCUGUCGCGCAAGAUGGGCUACAAGACGUCCAAGUUCGUGAAGAUCAUAGAUUGGAGACUGGCGCUUCUGAACGUCGCGCUGCAAGCCGUCAUCGUGUUUUACGUCGUCUAUGCUCUGGUACGCGGGAAGACGUACCUGCGGACCGAAGUCCCGAUCGGUCGAGUGACGAACUGGGGGAACGGGAACGACGACUUUUACACCGCGCAGGUGGACGCCGCCGCCGCCACCGCGGCGACGACCAAGACGUACACCGACGGGAAGACGUACCCGGUGCUGCCGUGCGCAAGCGCUGCGUCUGCGACGCUGAAUUCGUCGUACGCGUUCAACUAUGACACUGCUUGGGUGUACGACAACGUCAAGUGCGGUUACUUGACGCCGGAUGAAAUCAUCUCGAAAGAACCGGCGGGAGGUAUGUUCAUCACGACGCACGUGACCGAGACGAUUACUCAUCGCUCCCUGAAACCCUCUGGUAACUGCGUGGCUUAUGGCGGUUUUACGAACGGUGCGGGCAAUGUGGACCCCGUGAGCGUGGCUGGAUCGAACGGCGUUUGCUAUUAUGAGAGCGUAACCGAUUGGUUGACCAUCGGCGCCGAGCACUCGAGCAUCGGGAUUUCUCAUGAGUUUGACACGCUCUCAGGUCUCGCGAAUGCCGCGAAUCCGAAGACGUACGUGCGCCGACCCGGAUCUUCGACGAAUUUGAAAAUUAUCCCAGCCGGUCAGUACAUCUCUCUCAAGCUGAAGGAUAUUCUCGACGUCGCCAACAUCGACCUCGAUAAGACGUACAAAGAUCAAGUGGCGUUCGCCGGCAGAGACCCAUCCGUGUUUUACGGCAAGGGCGGCAGCGCGAGCGUGACCCCCAUGGCCCGUCUCGCUGGUAUGCGCAUCAACGCGAAGCUUCAGUACUACAACUACAACCUGCACACCGCGAGCGCUUCGGACGACAUCUCCGACGGCGAUAGUCCGUAUGCCGUGCUCGAAAUCGAGCCUUCUAUCGAUUGGACGUCCAAGGGCCAGCGCAUCCAGUACCGAUCGACGAUUACCGACCUCGACGAUCCCAUCGACCUGGACGAUGGGAAACCGACAGGGACAUUUAUCAACAUGUACGCUUACGGCGUUUUCAUCGACGUCACCACGAGCGGAAUCAUUGGUUCGGUGAACUACGUGUAUUUGAUCAACGUCCUCGUUUCUGGUCUCGUGCUGUUGAAGGUCGCGGGCUCGAUUUGCGAUAUCGUCGCGAUGUACGGACUCGGUACGCGUUCACUCGUCUACUCCAACCACAUGUUGGAGCCCGCGAGCUUUGAACGCGAAGCCGCAAAGUACGCCAUCCAAGGCGCGAUGGCGGUGAACUCCUUCCGCGCCGCGGACACCAAGCGUAGCGGCGACGGUUUGGACAUUGAAGAAAUCUACGAACUCCUCGUCGAGGCGUUCCACAGCGUCGACGGAAUGUCUGUCGCCGAAAGGGGAUCGGAAAAUUUCGACGCGGACAAGUUCAAAUCGCGUCGUCUCACGCUUGACGAGUGCAGACAAAUGUCCAAAUACAUCAUGCUCACCGCCGAUCGCCACGCGCAAGAGCGCUACGCCAAGGGUUUGCCGCGAAUGUCUUACAGUCAACUCAAGAACGUGAAAAUCGAUUUGGAAGAAUGGGUCGAGUUGACCACUGAAGGUCCGAUGGACAACGACAUGCUGAGGAAGAUCAUCAGGAUGGACAAAGAAGAGCAAGCGCUCGUGAAAAAGAUGCGCGAGUACUUUAACGACGAAGACGGUAACGAAUGAUACUGUGAAACUCAAUAAAUAUGAUACCGUGAAACUCAAUAAAUGAUACCGUGAAACUCAAUAAAUACAGCCAUCCUUCUACAAGUUGAAAUAAUA
Ostreococcus lucimarinus CCE9901 is the source of this 1903-nucleotide messenger RNA. RefSeq lists its product with no specific name. The transcript has a single exon. The coding region runs from base 8 to 1807 and encodes 599 amino acids. The record is from RefSeq and is a predicted model, not a curated record. Lineage: Eukaryota; Viridiplantae; Chlorophyta; Mamiellophyceae; Mamiellales; Bathycoccaceae.